GGCCAAAAUUGGAAGCUAAACCAAGAUGGCCGACAGCGGGCGCCGGACCAAGGUGGCUCGUCCGACGCCGCCCGACGCGCUUGCCCUUCCGCACGUCGUCGAGGUCAUUGCGAUGUGCUUGGGCAACCAGAAGGACUUUAGCAGCUUCCUCCACGCGUUGCCACGGUCGCUCUGGACGGCGGCGCUCACGGCCUUUCUCGACAGCACCACGGUGAUGCCAUCAUCGGUCAUCGCCAACUGGCCGCACAUUGUGCUGCGCGACAUGGACUUGCCGCCUUCAGUCUUGGCGCUGCUCGCGGCGACGCUGCCGCUGCGUCCACGCAUCGAAGUCCUGUAUGUGAUCCGCGACGCCGCGCCACUGACCUUGCUCGUUGCCGCCGUCGGACCUGCGCUCAACACUAGCAAUGCCGUCGAGCUUAACGGCCUGCUCGCUGUCGUCGCCCACCCGCACGACUUGUCUAUCGACCUGCAGGGCGUGACUACCACGCCACGACUCGGGCAUCGCUUGGCCGCAUGGCUCUCAACGACGCCAACGACGAAGCUUCGAUUGACUUAUGUCGACCAGAUGAACCACGAUGGGGCCAUUGCGUUCUGCGAUGCGCUCCAAGCCAGCACAACCCUCCAAGAGCUCGCCAUCGUCAACGUCCGCAGCCUCGGUGGCUUCCAUGGUCAGCCGGCGACGUUGCAACGCUGA
Molecule: messenger RNA, 694 nt
Organism: Saprolegnia parasitica CBS 223.65
Lineage: Eukaryota; Oomycota; Saprolegniomycetes; Saprolegniales; Saprolegniaceae
Exons: 3
Coding region: 26-694 (222 amino acids)
Source: RefSeq, a predicted model, not a curated record